Molecule: messenger RNA, 630 nt
Organism: Mycena indigotica
Lineage: Eukaryota; Fungi; Basidiomycota; Agaricomycetes; Agaricales; Mycenaceae
Exons: 5
Coding region: 1-630 (209 amino acids)
Source: RefSeq, a predicted model, not a curated record
AUGCACCUCUUCCUUGUCCUCGCUGUCAUCGUCGGUGCCUCCGCAGCGCCCAUCCCCAACGCUCGCCCGCUCACCGGACGAGCGCUGCCCACACCGGUCUCCGUCGCGACCGCCAAGACCUACCUCUCUGAGCUCGUUGUCGCGGCAGACAGCAACUCGCCCGCGUACAGCCGUGACCUGUUCAAGAUCUGGGACACCAUCUCUGGCACAUGCGAUACCCGCGAAACGGUGCUCAAACGCGACGGCACCUCCGUCGUAACCGACUCCGCCUGCAAAGCGACCUCGGGCAACUGGGUGAGCCCAUAUGACGGCGUCGCCACCACACUUGCAAGCGACCUCGACAUCGACCACCUCGUCCCGCUCAAGGAGGCGUGGCUCUCCGGCGCGCGCAACUGGACACCGGCCCAGCGCGAGGCCUUCGCGAAUGACUUGACAAGGCCUCAGCUCGUUGCCGUGACGGACAACCUCAACCAGUCCAAGGGCGACAAGGACCCCGCAAAGUUCGUGCCCCCGCUCGCGAGCUACGUGUGCACGUACAUCCGCGCCUGGAUACAAGUGAAACACUUCUAUGCGCUGACUAUUGACUCUGCGGAGAAGAGCGCGCUGACAAGCUACAUCAAUGCUUGCUGA